AUGAAGGCACCCGUUUACUCUACUCUUCCCAUUGUAGACGUUGCCGGAGGCGAGUAUCUCCAUUUGGGUGUACGACAUGCUCUUGUAAAAUGUCUUUCAUCGACUCCUGCAAGCAUGCACCCCGUUACACCUCUUGAAAUUGAUUUCAGUACUGACGAGGCUUCUCUGGACAAAGUCAGUAAAAUCUUGAUGUGGCCCAGUCAGAUCAGAGUGGCCAAUAUUCCGAACAGUAGUCCAUACAUUGUUGGAAUAUUUAAGGGUUCGACAAAACCAUCCAGCGCAUCACUUUUCUUCCAGCCGUUUAAAGACGAGAUGCAAGAAUUGCUCGAUAAUAGUCUGGACUUUCAGAACGGAAAUGUCUUCGUCCGUUUAAGGUGCUUUGUUGCAGAUGCACCUGCUCGUUCUUUUUCCUUGGGUCAUCGUGGCCACAAUUCUCGAGCUCCUUGUUCAAGGUGCUGGGUGAGAGGGGAGUACAUUCGUGCUGGAGUUAUGGUGUACAAAGGAACGACUCACAGGCUUCGUACAGAGGAUGAAUAUUCUUCAAUGGUCGAUACCGAUCACCACAAUUGCAUUGAAUGCCCACUUGCUUCGCUCGGUUUCAAUGUAGUUUCCAGUACGGUAUUCGAUUACAUGCACUUGGUGUGCCUAGGCGUUAUGGAAAUGGGCAAUAUAGGCAUAAUGGGCAUAAUAGAUGGUAGGUUCGUCAAAUCAUCAAAAAUCUCAAACAAGAGUCAUCUGCAAGCUCUGAAUAGCCGCCUCGAAUUAGUAAAAACGUACUGUCCAAGAGAUUUCGCUCGGAAGCCGAUCCUUAUUGAGAAGCAUGGCAAGUUUAAAGCCACCGAGCAAAGACAGUUGCUUCUUAACAGUGGUCCCAUUAUUUUUAAUGGAUUAGUAAACUCUGCUGUAUAUAAUCAUUUUCUUCUACUUCACACAGCAAUCAGAAUUUUAGUAGAUCCUCAAUGCACACCACAGUCCAUUGAUUUCGCAGAAAAAUGCAUUAAUCUUUUUAAUGAGACAGCUUCCGACAUUUACGGCGUAGAGUUUCUUUCGUAUAAUGUUCACGCCCUUUUACAUCUUCCCGACGAUGUUAGAUCUUUUGGUCACUUGGAUACGUUUUCAGCAUUUCCAUACGAAAAUAACAUGACGUAUUGCCGCAAAAUGUGCAGGAAACCGAGUCAGCAUCUGCAACAGAUUGCUAAUCGGAAUGCUGAAAAUUGCCACACGCAGAGUAAAGUACCCGUCGAUCCAUCCAGACUCAAGUACAUUGGUAAACAUUUAAAAGGUCCUACUCCACCAAUCGAUGACAACAAUUAUUGUCGAUAUAGUAGAGUCCUUACGGGAUCGCUGUAUUUAUCGAUACUUGGACAGGAUAGCGCCGUUGUUCUUCGAAACGGUUGUAUUGCGACAAUUAAAAAUAUUAUACAACGUGAUAAUAGUUGCUAUCUUGUCUUAAAUAGAUUUACAAAGAUUGACGAUUUGUUCAAUCUUCCGUGUCGCUCAUCUGAUAUUGGUGUUUAUAUUUGUUCUGCUCCAAGUCCAAAAUUGAUGUACGUUAGGUUAGAUCAAGUUGCGGGCAAAUGUUUUCUAAUGCCGUACUGGUCCAAGGAAGGUACGACGAAAGAAUGUAGUUCUGAACGUUUCGUCGUUAUUAAAAUUAUCUCCACAAAGUCCGUAGUUUAA
Arctia plantaginis is the source of this 1680-nucleotide messenger RNA. NCBI's taxonomy places the organism in Eukaryota, Metazoa, Arthropoda, Insecta, Lepidoptera, Erebidae. The record is from the annotation of a GenBank genome assembly.